UUUAGGGUUUCCUUACUUCCACGGUUACACUACUAUAUUAGGGUUCCCUUCUCAAGGAAGCCCAUAUUUCUUCUUUUUCUACAGAAGUUUCUUCAGGAAUUUUCUCUCAGAGUUUUAGCAAUGGCCGUGAAACAAACAAAGACGCAGAAAAAAGUUGCUUACGACCAAAAACUGUGCAAAUAUCUUGAUUUGUACAACCAGAUUUUGAUCGUUAACGCUGAUAAUGUUGGGUCGACACAGUUGCAGAACAUUCGUAAAGGUUUAAGAGGAGAAUCUGUUGUUCUUAUGGGGAAAAAUACUAUGAUGAAAAGAUCUGUAAGGAUUCAUGCAGAAAAAACUGGCAAUGAGGGUUUUCUUAAUCUCAUCCCUCUCCUUGUUGGCAACGUUGGUUUGAUCUUUACGAAGGGUGAUCUGAAGGAAAUAAAGGAAGAAGUCGCAAAAUACAAGGUUGGAGCUCCUGCACGUGUUGGCUUAGUUGCUCCAGUUGAUGUCAUUGUCCCUACUGGCAAUACUGGACUGGAUCCAUCUCAAACUUCCUUCUUCCAGGUUCUAAACAUUCCUACUAAGAUCAACAAGGGAACAGUUGAAAUCAUAACACCAGUGGAGCUAAUCAAGAAAGGUGACAAAGUUGGAUCAUCAGAAGCAGCUCUAUUGGCCAAGCUUGGAAUAAGGCCAUUCUCUUAUGGUCUUGUUGUGGUUUCUGUUUAUGACAAUGGAUCAGUGUUUAGCCCAGAAGUUCUUGAUUUAACUGAAGAUGAUCUUAUGGAGAAGUUUGCAACUGGAGUUUCAAUGGUCACUACUUUGUCUUUGGCUGUUUCUUACCCUACACUUGCAGCUGCUCCUUACAUGUUUGUCAAAGGCUACAAGAGUGUUUUGGCUGUUACUGUUGAAACUGAGUAUUCAUAUCCACAAGCUGAUCAAGUGAAAGAGUAUCUCAAGGAUCCUAGCAAGUUUACUGUUGCAAUUGCAGCAGCUGCUGAAUCUGGUGCUUCUCAAGGUGAUGGUGAAGUUGUUGAGACUAAACAGGAUAAGAAAGAUGAUGAAGCUGAAGAAUCUGAGGAUGAUGCUAUUUUCGGUCUUUUCGACGAAUAGAUUAUUAAUUUCUUAUAAGUUUAGUACCAAAGAACUUACUCCUCUACGUAUUUAAGUUCUGUUUUUGUUACUUGUUUUGAUGACAAUGCUGUUACAUUAUAGAUGUCUCCUGCAGUACUUUUA
This is a messenger RNA of Nicotiana tabacum (common tobacco), 1215 nucleotides long. RefSeq names its product large ribosomal subunit protein uL10z-like. Gene Ontology annotation, molecular function: structural constituent of ribosome; large ribosomal subunit rRNA binding. The record is from RefSeq and is a predicted model, not a curated record. Lineage: Eukaryota; Viridiplantae; Streptophyta; Magnoliopsida; Solanales; Solanaceae. Gene Ontology annotation, biological process: cytoplasmic translation; ribosome biogenesis; ribosomal large subunit assembly. Gene Ontology annotation, cellular component: cytosolic large ribosomal subunit.